This is a messenger RNA of Hydatigera taeniaeformis, 492 nucleotides long. The record is from the annotation of a GenBank genome assembly. NCBI's taxonomy places the organism in Eukaryota, Metazoa, Platyhelminthes, Cestoda, Cyclophyllidea, Taeniidae.
AUGCGACGAAGAAGUGGAGCCUCUCCGCAAGUGACCGAUCUAAGACGUCGUCUAAGUUCGGCGUCCUCCACCACAACAAACACUCAAAAUAAGUCUCGAACACUUGGGCCUCGCCCUGUAUCGCCAGCCACCGGAGCCGAACAGUUGGCAUUCAACGUGAUCUUCUCGGGUGUAGAUGAAUUGCCCAAGACCCUACCACGUACAAGGUCCCGGCAACACAGCAGUUCUGGGUACGCCACUCCAAAUACCCUCACCGGCUACUCUGACGGAAACAAUUGGGACAACAGGUCUAUGGUCAGUGGGGUGAGUGUUGGUUCAGUGACAAGUAUCUACAGCGAAAGGGAGGAGAGUUUCACCCAUGGCAUCAUCAUCACCGGGGAGUUGAGUUUCUCCAUCGACUACGAUGACAAGAGCAGCUCGUUGCGGAUCUUCGUUAAACAGGCGCGCGAGGUGGCUGUGGCCGACAAGAAGACAAACAACUCGAGCACGUGA